CCAUCGGCCGCAGCUGUGGCGGCUGCAACGCUCAACAUCAAUCCAGGCAUUGGCGGUGGCGGUGGCAGUGGCAGUGGCGGAGGAGUUUCUGGCUGUGGCAGCCACAAUAUUGUUGAUCAGCAAUGCAAUGUUGCUGCUGCUGCUGCGACAUACGUCGGGGGCAACAACAGCAAUUGCAACAACAGCGGCGGCGGCGGCAACAGCAACAGCAACAUUUGCAAUCAGCAAAUCAACAACUACCACAGCAGCAACAAUAGCAAUGGAAGCAGUGCCAGCAAUCAUAUGAGUGCCACAAGUUUCUUCAGUGCCACAGGCAGCAGCAACAGCAUCAGCAGCAACAACGAUUAUAUGGCCUCGCCGAAUGUUGCAUAUGUGACACCAGCGUCUGCAACUGCAACAUCUGCAACAGCAACAGCCACAGCAACAUCCACAACGAUGCUGUCUAAUUACUGCGAUGCCGCUACCAUGAUGAUGGCCGCGGCGGCAGUCAAUGCAAAUCAAUGCCUGCAACAACAUCACCAGCGCAUGUUGCUGGCAACCAGCGGUGGCAGCAACAGCAGCAGCAACAAUGAUCACUUAUCUGCAGCUGGUUCACUGUCAUCUGCCUCAUCGACGCCAACAGCAAUAGCAGCAGCAGCAACAGCAACAGCAACAGCAGCCACGACUGCCACAUCCACCCCGCAGCAACAUUUGCAACAUAUGCAACAUCAGCCGCAACAGCAGCAGCAACAAUCGCCACCAAAUUUAAUAGAUAUCAGCGAAGUUCCUCUCAUUGUGGAUGUCAAGUAGUGUAAUUAUUUAUGCAUCUAGAAAUGGGGCUAUAAAACAAUGUUGUAGAUACCCAAAAAUCCAAAAUCCCAACCCAAAAAAAAACCAAGAAAAAAUGUAAAAACAAAAAAAAAAGAUAUGGACGAUUCGUGUAGCUUAAUUGUUUAAUUUUUGUUGUAUUUUUGUACAUAAAUCUCCCGAAACCCCUCAAAAUAAAUUAAAGAUACUUACCCAUAUCCGGAGAACUUUUAAAGUUAAGAGCCCCUACCCAAAACAGGGGUUCUGUUUACAAUAAAAAUGUGUAUAAUAUUUCAAUGGCACUGAGUUCUACUUAAAGAAAAGUUAAACAAGAGGAACAUCUCCUUAAAUCUCCCCCUCUCAACAA
Messenger RNA from Drosophila guanche, 1153 nucleotides. RefSeq names its product probable serine/threonine-protein kinase DDB_G0277071. The annotation marks the transcript as partial. Lineage: Eukaryota; Metazoa; Arthropoda; Insecta; Diptera; Drosophilidae. The transcript is spliced from 2 exons. The record is from RefSeq and is a predicted model, not a curated record.